CUUACCUAAAAAGAGAAGUUAAAACCAAAAAAAAAAAAAAUUUGUCGUCCUUGAGCAGCUGAGGCUUUGCUUUGCAUGUUCAUGUCAGUGAGUGUAUGUAUGUCUGAUAAACCUUAGCUAACUUCUCCAAUUCCCGAAAUGCCCUUCCUAAAACCUCCGAUUCACCGUUCACUCUCUUCCCUCUGCUCCUCCUCCGACACACUCCUCGCCGACAAAGCAAUCGUGUACCUCAGACGCCACCCUCACCACGACCUCCAAAGUCUCUCUUCCAAUUUUACCCCUGAAGCUGCUUCCUAUUUACUCCUCAAGUCCCAGUUCGAUCAAACCCUAACCCUAAAAUUCCUCAGCUGGGCCAAACCCCACAAAUUCUUCACCUUUCAAUGCAAGUGCCUCACUCUCCACAUUCUCACUCGCUUCAAGCUCUACAAGUCCGCCCAGUCUCUUGCCGAGGACGUGGCACUCAGUACCUCACACGAUGACCACAAGGGCAGUUUGGUCUUUCAAUGCCUCAAGGACUCGUACCAUUCUUGCAAUUCAAGCUCUGCGGUUUUUGACUUGGUGGUAAAGUCUUAUUCCCACUUGAGUUUCAUUGAUAAGGCUUUGAACAUUGUUAAUUUAGCGAAAUCUCAGGGUUUUAUGCCUGGUGUGUUGUCCUAUAAUGCGAUUCUUGACGCGGUUAUAAGGUCGAAAGGGUCGGUUAAGUUUGCACAGCAGGUGUUUGAUGAAAUGACUGAGAGUGGGGUUUCGCCGAAUGUGUAUACUUUUAAUAUUUUGAUUCGGGGUUUUUAUGUGGCGGGGAAUUUGGAAAUGGGUUUGAGGUUUUUCGGUGAAAUGGAGAAGAGAGGGUGUUUGCCGAAUGUGGUUACCCAUAAUACGUUGAUUGAUGCGUAUUGUAAGUUGGGGAGGGUUGAUGAGGCGUUUGGGUUGUUGAGGUCGAUGGCAUUGAAGGGUUUGGAGCCGAAUUUGAUUUCGUAUAAUGUGGUGAUCAAUGGGUUGUGUCGCGAGGGGAGGAUGAAGGAGACGUGUCAGGUUCUUGAGGAGAUGAGUAAAAAGGGUUAUGUUCCUGAUGAGGUGACCUACAAUACACUUGUCAAUGGAUAUUGUAAGGAAGGAAAUUUUCACCAAGCACUUGUUUUACAUUCGGAAAUGAUGAGUAAUGGAUUGUCACCAAAUGUUGUUACAUAUACUGCGUUGAUUAAUAGUAUGUGCAAGGCUAAGAAUUUAAAUCGUGCAAUGGAGUUCUUUGAUCAGAUGCGUGUUAGAGGACUUGUACCAAAUGGGAGGACUUAUACAACGUUGAUUGAUGGGUUCUGCCAAGAGGGAAUCUUGAAUGAAGCCUACCGGCUUCUAAAUGAAAUGACUCAGAGAGGAUUCUCACCUUCAAUUGUGACUUACAAUGCUCUUAUUAAUGGACACUGCAUUUUGGGGAGGGUAGAAGAGGCCAUAGGAGUUAUACGAGAUAUGAUGGAGAAAGGUUUGGCUCCAGAUGUGGUGAGUUAUAGUACUAUUAUUUCUGGGUUUUGUCGAAAUGGGGAAGUAGAGAAGGCAUUUCAAAUGAAGCUGGUGAUGGUUGAGAAAGGUGUUUUGCCUGAUGCUGUUACCUUCUCAACACUUAUUCAUGGUCUCUGCCUGCAAAGAAGACUAAUUGAAGCUUGUGAUCUCUACCAAGAGAUGCUGAACGUGGGCCUGCGCCCUGAUGAAUUUACUUACACAACUUUGAUAAAUGCCUAUUGUGUAGAAGGGGACUUAAAUAAGGCACUUCAGUUGCAUGAUGAGAUGGUACACAAGGGCUUUCUACCUGAUGCUGUUACCUACAGUGUGCUUAUUAAUGGACUUAACAAGCAGGCUCGGACAAGGGAAGCAAAAAGGCUUCUUCUCAAGUUGUUCUAUGAGGAGUCUGUCCCAAAUGAUGUCACAUACAAUACUCUAAUAGAAAACUGUAGUGAUAAUGAAUUUAAGAGCGUGGUAGCUCUUGUAAAAGGAUUUUGUAUGAAGGGUUUGAUGGGUGAAGCAGAUCAAGUUUUUCAGUCAAUGCUUCAGAGGAAACACAGGCCUGAUGAAGCAGUUUAUAAUGUUAUUAUACAUGGGCAUUGUAGAGGUGGAAAUGUUCAGAGGGCGUAUAAUCUGUACAAGGAAAUGUUGAAUUCUGGUUUUGUUCCUCAUACUGUGACUGUUAUUGCUCUGUUUAAAGCACUUUUCAAGGAAGGUAUGAAUGAGGAGUUGAGUCAGGUCAUAAGGAACAUAUUGAAAAGUUGUAGGCUCACUGAUGCUGAACUUGCAAAAGUACUUGUUGAAAUUAACCAUAAAGAAGGGAACAUGGAUGCAGUAUUUAAUGUACUCACUGAGAUGGCUAAGGAUGGCCUCCUACCAAAUAGUGGGAGAACUGCUUAUGCUGGGGGAUAAAAUGUUUGAUGGAAUUUUCAAUAAGCCACACAAGAUGACUGAACACAUUUUUAAUGUUCAAUAGAGGAAAUGAUGCCCUGUGAGAAGGGUGAGGAGUGAUUUAACUCAAGUUGAAGAUAUUAAUGAGAAAAUCAAGAGUUACCCCUCUGUUUAUAAAUGUAUUUAUGUAUGUAUGCAUGUAUACUUUUUCUUCCAUAAUUUGCAAACUUAAGAGUAACU
Quercus lobata is the source of this 2622-nucleotide messenger RNA. Its product is annotated as Tetratricopeptide repeat (TPR)-like superfamily protein. The transcript has a single exon. The coding region runs from base 139 to 2403 and encodes 754 amino acids. Gene Ontology annotation, molecular function: protein binding. The record is from RefSeq and is a predicted model, not a curated record. Lineage: Eukaryota; Viridiplantae; Streptophyta; Magnoliopsida; Fagales; Fagaceae.